Molecule: messenger RNA, 3859 nt
Organism: Tyto alba (common barn owl)
Lineage: Eukaryota; Metazoa; Chordata; Aves; Strigiformes; Tytonidae
Gene: NAPG
Product: NSF attachment protein gamma
Exons: 12
Coding region: 134-1078 (314 amino acids)
Biological process (GO): intracellular protein transport
Cellular component (GO): vacuolar membrane; SNARE complex
Molecular function (GO): soluble NSF attachment protein activity; syntaxin binding
Source: RefSeq, a predicted model, not a curated record
CGAGCCCCGCCCCUCGGCGCCCCCUGAGCCUUGCGGCGCUCCGUAGCGGGAGCGCGGUGGGGAGGAGGAAGAAGAAGAAGAAGAAGAGUAGGAGGCGGCGAGAGCCCACGGGCAGGCUCGCCGCGCUGGUGGGAUGGCGGCGCAGAAGAUUAACGAGGCGCUCGAGCACAUCGCUAAAGCGGAGAAAUAUCUGAAAACUGGAUUCUUAAAGUGGAAACCAGAUUAUGACAGUGCAGCUACGGAAUAUGGGAAGGCAGCUGUUGCUUUUAAGAAUGCCAAGCAGUUUGACCAGGCACGGGAAGCCUGUUUACGGGAAGCUGAGGCCCAUGAAAACAAUAAAGCUCUCUUCCAUGCUGCCAAAGCUUAUGAACAAGCUGGCAUGAUGCUAAAGGAGAUGCAGAGACUCCCUGAGGCAGUUCAGCUGAUCGAGAAAGCCAGUAUGAUGUACCUGGAGAAUGGGACACCAGAUACAGCAGCUAUUGCACUGGAACGGGCUGGAAAAUUAAUAGAAAAUGUGAGCCCAGAGAAAGCUGUGCAGCUCUAUCAGCAAGCAGCGUCAGUGUUUGAGAAUGAAGAACGUUUACGGCAAGCAUUAGAAAUGCUAGGGAAGGCAUCAAGACUUCUAGUCAGAGGACGCAGAUUAGAUGAGGCUGCAUUGUCUCUUCAAAAGGAAAAAAGUAUUUAUAAGGAAAUUGAAAAUUACCCAACAUGCUAUAAGAAAACUAUUGCUCAAGUCUUAGUUCAUCUUCAUAGAAAUGAUUAUGUUGCUGCAGAAAGAUGUGUGAGGGAAAGCUAUAGUAUACCAGGAUUUAAUGGAAGUGAAGAUUGCGCAGCACUAGAGCAGCUUUUAGAAGGGUAUGACCAGCAAGAUCAGGAUCAAGUUUCUGAAGUUUGUAAUUUGCCACUCUUCAAAUACAUGGACAAUGAUUAUGCCAAGCUUGGUCUCACCCUGGUGGUCCCAGGAGGUGGAAUCAAGAAGAAAUCCCCAAACGCUGCACAAGACAAAGCAAGAGGACCGGCUGCAGUGGGGUCUCAUGCUGAUGAGGAAGAGGAUGAAUAUUCUGGUGGAUUAUGCUAGCUGCAGAUAUAGGUUGUCUUAAAUAUCUGACUUAUUUGUGAUGUUAAGCGUAUCCAAAGGUACCAGAUUUACCAGAGCUUCAUUGCAAUUGUGAUAUGGGAAUGCUAAUAUUAACUGGUAGGAGCGUCCUCAGGGCCCUGCCUUCAGUUGAUGGGGAAAAAUUUGAGAGAAAUUUUUAUUAAAAGCACAGUUUAAAAGAAAUCAAAACCCCAGAAGCACUGGAGUAGGGAGAGUGGUACAAAAUUUUCAAUAGCUGAUGCUUUUUGGUCCUAAUAAUAUGUUUGUAAUUGUUUUCUGAGUUCAAUAUACGAUUAUUCAUCUGGCUAUUUAUUUCCUGUUUAACACCAUUUAAGGCACUGUGCCAGGCAGGAUUUUUCACUAGUAUAGACAGUAGGGGGAGCAUUCCAUUUAUUAUCAACAUGUUUUUACUCCACUGCAGAGUAUUAUUUUAAUACCUUACUCUUUGCGAGCAGUAUCCAUGUGGGUGUGGAAAAUACUAAGUCAACUAGUUUGAAGCUAUCUUGCAGGCUUAAAAAUACGCACACAUCUUUCAUCUUAAGAACUUUAUUGGCCUGAAGUUUUUUGAGAUAAAUGUGUGCAUAAUGUUUGUAAUGUAUACCUUAGGAAUGGAAGGGGUGGACAACCUCAAUGGUGUUUCUGAAGCAUGCCAUAACCAAAACAGUGACUGAAGGUAGCAGAUAAUGUGCAUUGAAUGUAAAGCUCUGAAGACAACAUUUAACCAAAACUUAGGCAGACUGCUUCAAUUAUAUGUGUGAGUUCAUGAGUGUUCUAGAUGUUUAUUUACUAUUCGAUACGCUAGUCCACGAAGACAUUUCAUUCUUUGCUAUUUUCAAAGCAUAAAACAGCUUUCUCUUUCAAAUGACACUUUCAAACGAGCUCAGAAUCCAAAGUAACCAAAUUUUAAUGCAUCUUCACUAUUUUUAUUUGAAGUCAUCAUGUGUUUUGCAAGCUUCUGUAGUGACUUAAAUUUGUUUGACCAUUUUAUGCUUAAAAGUUGACAACACUGGAAGUUGUACAUGUGGACUAUUUCUUCCGAAGAACCUAAUCAUGAUCUGCACUAGGGUGAGAUCACUUGGAAUCCAGCAGGGAUUUGUGUGCGAUAGGGGAUACCCGAAGUUCGCUAAGACCAAAAAGCACAGUGUUAAGUGUUGAUAGUUUCUGCCAUAUUAAGGAAUUGGAUGGCUUCAAAAAUAUCAAGCAUAUGUCUGACAUAUAUGUGAUGUCUGACAUCAGUGUCAGACAUAACUGUGAUGAAGAUAAACUUUCAGAUAGCUAAUACUCACUUUCCUUGGGGUGAAUAGUGCUCAGUAGAGUUGUGACGGGUGCACAAGCUGCAGCAUGAUUUGUAGGCAAGGCUGCUGUGAAAGUCACGUUAUUCAAUUUAAUGGGUGUUCAAAAAGCAGUUUUGUCUCUUUGUAGUAUGUAUUAAUCAGCUUGGAUUUUAAAGCUGUUUGAGACUACACCUGUAGUUCUUUACUGUCUGACAGGUAAUUUCCCUUUUUUUAUUAAUGAUGUAUAUAGAAGGUUUUGCUCUUCUAUAAAAUAGUCUGACUGAAAUUUGGGGAAUUGAGUUGCUUUUCUCUGAUUACAAGUAUACAUGAAAGAUGGUUUUGAAGACUUUCCUGUAACUUGUCUUUUUUUUUCACCAUUGGAGCAAUUCACUCAAGUUUAUGCAACUUCUGCCUUCUGGAUCUGUUCAUGAAGGUGACUAUGCACUUUUUAUGGGGAGUCUAUCACAAGUAGGAAAAAAACGUACAUGUAGGAGCACUGGGAACACUAAGUAAUCUUCAUCAAGCUUUUCCUGCUGCUUCCAAUUCUGACAUUGGUUUUGUUGAAUGGUCCCAAGGAGUCUACAUUUUUCUGUAUAUGAACAGUUGUAUAUAUCUGAGAAGAUGACACGCAUAAGAACAAAAAUAGGGAGCCUUGUGUGCUUCUGUGAAAGAACUUGCAGACUUUAAUUAAACUGUGCUUGUAACACUAACAGGCCCUUAAAAGAAAAGUUAAAGUUUAUGCAUUAGAUUCUUAAAGUACGUUUUUCAUAUUGCCAAAAAUUAAAAUAGAUGUGCAAGACUGUGUUCCCACUCCCCCAGAUUUUUUCUCUUUUUCCCUGUGCCAAGUGUGGAAAAUCUGGGACAAAAGUAACUUGUACUAAACAUGUUAAGCUACCAUUGAUUUGAAAGAGGCUUCUCUGAAUUUUAGGAGUAGAAUCUUAAUCUUUGAUUGCAAUGUUGCUGCAAAGACCAAAUCUGCAGAAAUGAAAGUGUCUGAAAAUAAGAUGGUCUAUUUUAUAUAACUUUAUUCUCCUAUUUUAGGCAAUGGAAGUGUGAUAGGAAUGUUAACUGCCUUUUAGUAAAUGUUUAACUAUAGAAGCUGUCUGUGUGUGUUACUGUCUGUUUCUAUCUUUCAAAGCACUUUGCACACUUAUGUAAAUAUCAUUCAAGUGAUUUAAAAUGGAAAAGAUACCAUUUGCAAGAAAGUUUCCAAAAUCAGUGUUGACUGUAAGAAAAAUAAAAUUAGAUUGUGCAUGAAGGCUGAGCAAUGGCCAAUGCAAUGUAUAUGUAAAACCAGAAGAUUUCUAAAUUAUCUGUAACUUAGACUCAGUAUGCCCAAGUACAGUGUGAAACCUUUGCUACAUUUGUUCUUCUUCCAAAUCUGUGGUGUAUUAGAGUACAAAAUGUGUUUGUAACAGCUUUACAGAUGCUGCUUCUUGAGAAGAGGCUAUGUAUUUCACUGACAAGAAAAAUAAAACUUGAAACUAAU